This is a messenger RNA of Selaginella moellendorffii, 1359 nucleotides long. RefSeq lists its product as uncharacterized. Lineage: Eukaryota; Viridiplantae; Streptophyta; Lycopodiopsida; Selaginellales; Selaginellaceae. Bases 1 to 1359 code for a protein of 452 amino acids. The record is from RefSeq and is a predicted model, not a curated record. The transcript is spliced from 10 exons. Gene Ontology annotation, biological process: maturation of SSU-rRNA from tricistronic rRNA transcript (SSU-rRNA, 5.8S rRNA, LSU-rRNA). Gene Ontology annotation, cellular component: small-subunit processome; nucleolus.
AUGCUGCAAUCUCCAUUCUUGCUCAUCUGUGUUCAGCGUUUCGAUCUUGUUCUUCCUCAAAAACCAGGACAUUUCUUAGAUAAAUUUUCCCAAAGUCAUUCUUCAUCUUGCAGGAAGCACCUGUCUUGGCUGUUCCAUUCUGUGACUUACUACUUCGUUGAGUCCUGGGGUACUCGCCUGACGAGGGGGUUUGUGGUAGCCAACAGCGAGAUGAAUGCUGCAAAGAAGCCACCUGCCUGUAUGCUGAUCAGCGCUGUGGAGAGGUAUGAUGACCAGCUGAAUGUUUCUCAUCACAGGAAGUGCUUCGAUUUGGAGCCUGUUGCGGCAGAAGAGCAGCAGCUACCUUGCUUUCAUAAGAACCGGGACAAACUAUCACUGGAGCCAACAGUUGAAAAACAGGCAAAAUACUUGAGGCAGAAAACAGGAAUCAUAGAAGAUGAAGAUGAGAAAGAGAAGGCAGACUGGGGUAAACGCAAAAGAGACUACUACCGAGCUGAUAACAUCGAUUACGAGAAACUCGUAGAGCGAAGUGAUCAGUUGGUCAAAGACAAGGUCAAAGACAAAACAUCAGAUGUACCCAUUGAGAAAUUGGAGGACGGGAACUUCGCAACUAGAGAGGGCAAAAACUACAUGGAAAUGAAGCAUAUGCUUCUUUUGAGUUACUGCCGAACUAUCGUUUUUUAUCUGCUUCUCAAAGCAGAAGGGCGAUCAGUCUGUGAUCAUCCAGUGAUUGCAAAGCUGGUUGAAAUUCGGACGUUGCUUGACAAGCCACAGUUUGUCGGAGAAGAAAGCAGAAACAUGCUAAGAGAGAUGGAAAGACUACAAGAAAAAGCUAGACGUGAGCAGUUACUGGAGCAGACUAGAGUUUCAGAACUCCAAACUGGAAAAAGGCGUGAGGCGAAACGGCACCGUGGGCUGCUGGAUGACUUGGAGGAUGAUUUGGGUGCCCUUGACCAAGAGUCGCAGCCGAAAACCAUAUCGCGAGUUGUUGCUGAAGCUGGAAAACGUCAAAAGAAGCCAAAAGAGCACAUUGGAGAAAGAAGAAGAAAGCGUGAGGUCCAGACCUCUGGUCGGGCGGAAUCACCUGUUGAACAAUCCGAAGAUGACGAUGAUGGUCAAACACAGCGAGAGGAUGAGUUUUAUCAAGAAGCGAAAGCAAUCAAACUCGCCAAGGAUGCCGCCAGGGCCGCCAAAUGGAGAAGAAUCGUGAACACCAUAUCGCAAAAAGGCCUCGAAGAAUCUACGGAAGAAAUUCAAGAUGACGCAUGGAAAGGCGGUGACCAAAAGGACAAGUCCGGGACAUCAGAAUGGAAGCAGGACCAUAUGGAGAGGAAUCCACUGGUGUCCGCACAAAUUUGA